Hypoxylon fragiforme is the source of this 1653-nucleotide messenger RNA. RefSeq lists its product as uncharacterized. Lineage: Eukaryota; Fungi; Ascomycota; Sordariomycetes; Xylariales; Hypoxylaceae. Gene Ontology annotation, molecular function: oxidoreductase activity, acting on the CH-OH group of donors, NAD or NADP as acceptor; NAD binding. Bases 95 to 1501 code for a protein of 468 amino acids. The transcript is spliced from 8 exons. The record is from RefSeq and is a predicted model, not a curated record.
UUAAGUCUAAAAUCUCAUAGUCUUACAAAAAAAAAAGUCUCUAGACAAUCAAUCAAUCAGUCAGUCAGUCAGCCACUGGGCAGUUCGUAAAACCAUGGCACAAACAAAGAACAUAUUGAAGACGUCCGAGGCCGAUCUAUCGCAUCGCCUGGAGGUGUCGACUUCACCAACAGCUACUACGUUCCAUUCCCCGCUGUCGAGCUUUGGCGGGGCACCUUUUGGUCAAAGAGGACAACCGAAACAGCUUAAGCCGUUUAAUACCCAGGAUAUUAAGAUCCUUCUGCUCGAGAAUGUCAACCAGAGCGGAAUAGACAUUCUAAAUGCUCAGGGUUACCAAGUCGAAUCCCAUAAGAGUUCACUGCCCGAAGAUCAGCUGAUUGAGAAGAUUCGUGACGUCCAUGUCAUUGGCAUUCGAUCAAAAACCAGGUUAACUGACAAGGUCCUCCGUGAAGCCAAGAACUUAUUAGUUAUUGGGUGCUUUUGCAUCGGUACCAACCAGGUUGACUUGGAAUAUGCCGCUCAUCAUGGCAUCGCCGUCUUCAACUCACCCUUUGCCAAUUCCCGUAGCGUUGCUGAGCUUGUCAUUGCCGAAAUCAUCUCUUUGGCCCGCCAAUUGGGUGAUAGAUCCAAUGAGAUGCACCGAGGCACCUGGAACAAAGUGAGCAACAAGUGCUGGGAAAUUCGUGGCAAAACCCUUGGAAUCGUCGGGUAUGGGCAUAUUGGCUCGCAGUUGUCCGUUCUUGCGGAAGCCAUGGGUAUGUCGGUCAUAUACUACGACGUCGUAAGCUUGAUGGCGCUGGGUACCGCUCGACAGGUGCCAAAGCUCGAGGAGCUCCUCCAAAACGCCGACUUCAUCACGUUACAUGUCCCGGAGCUACCCGAGACCAAAAACAUGAUCUCUGCCGCACAGCUUGAGCUGAUGAAGGACGGCUCGUAUCUCAUCAAUGCCAGCCGCGGGACCGUAGUCGACAUACCUGCCCUCAUCAACGCCAUGCGUUCUGGUAAGAUUGCCGGUGCCGCAUUGGACGUCUAUCCAGGCGAGCCGCGUGCAAACGGCGACUACUUCACCAACAGCCUAAACGGCUGGGAAGAGGAACUUCGCAGUGUGAACAACAUCAUUCUUACGCCACAUAUUGGUGGCAGCACUGAAGAGGCUCAGAGAGCCAUUGGUGUCGAAGUUGGCGAGGCCUUGGUCCGCUACAUCAACCAGGGAAUCACUUUGGGCAGCGUCAACAUGCCCGAAGUUAAUCUACGCUCAUUAACUCUGGAGGAGCCUGACCAUGCACGGGUUAUCUACAUCCAUAACAACAUACCGGGCGUUCUUCGCAAGGUCAACGAGAUCCUCGGCGGGCACAACGUCGAUAAACAGAUCAGCGAUAGCAGAGGCGACCUUGCAUAUCUCAUGGCAGAUGUCAGUGAUGUCCAGACAAGUGAUCUCAAAGAGAUCCACGAUUCACUUGAGGGUUUGGACUCUCGCAUCAUGACCCGGGUCCUCUACUAAUACCAGCUUGAAAUGAGGAAUUAAGAUGGUAUGAAAUGAGUGAAGAAGACGAGAAAGACGAGAAGAAACAUAUUGCAUGAUAGGUAUAUAAAAUUCAACCUAGGGCGGGACGGACACCUUGGAAAAUUGCAUGCGAGCAUGGUUAGAAAAAG